This is a messenger RNA of Plasmodium cynomolgi strain B, 7122 nucleotides long. RefSeq lists its product as hypothetical. The record is from RefSeq and is a predicted model, not a curated record. Lineage: Eukaryota; Apicomplexa; Aconoidasida; Haemosporida; Plasmodiidae. The transcript is spliced from 2 exons. Bases 1 to 7122 code for a protein of 2373 amino acids.
AUGCAAAGGGAACCGAUUCACAGACGAAACGAGGAGUUGGAAGGAGACUCGAAGGAGGACAGAAACGAGGUAUGUGCAGUGAACAGUAACCAUGCAUGUGCAGUGAACAGUAACCAUGCAUGUGCAAUGAACAGCAACCAUUUAAAGAGUCAAUCCUCCGACACCGAUGCGUUAGACGACGUGCACUCAAACUUCGCAGGAUCCUUUACCAUCAAACACUUGCCAGAAGUACCAAAUGACGUAGCCAUGGUUUGCAGCAGCGACGAUGGGUCGGACGUGUGCGCAGAGGGGAGAGUGGAACGAGGGGAGAAAAGCCAUGCUGUGCUUGUGAUGGACCCAAAUGAGGAGGUCCUUAAUGAUGGCUGCUACUGUGAUGGGAGUGACGACUUUGCUAGCUGUGUCCAGGAAGAAAAAAAAAAAAAAAAAAGUGACAGUCAUACGGAUGAAGUAUUAUCGUCGACACGUGGUGGUAGGCUGUACCUCUCCGAUGGGAGAGGCGAUGCUCUUUCGAUCUCGUGCAACGGGGUUGAAGCGAAAUGGGUGGGUCUCGUGACGGACUCGAGUAGGCACUUCGGGGAGAGCGGACGGCUGUCCCGCUCGGACAACUACUUCCGCGGUGUGACCUCGGAGGGACAGCGUGCAGGGGGGGAUGCAGAUGGAGAUGGUGAUGCAGAUGGCGAUGGUGAUGCAGAUGGCGAUGGUGAUGCAGAUGGAGAUGGAGAUGACGAUGGCGAUGGAGAUGAAAUUAUGGGUGAUGACCCCCUCGCUGACGCUACUGCCUGCGUACGAACAGAGGAGACAAAGCGAAAGGAACUCCCAAACGACUACGCACUACAGAGACCCCGUUUCAGCGACCCCCUUUACAGCCAUAAGAGCGAAGCGUCAAUAAUGCACAUAGAUAGCUUGGAGGAUACACCAAGCCCGUUUGAAAGGAUGGGAGUGCAGAAGGGAGGAGAGUCUGAUGAGAGUCCCUACAUCGAUUACAUCAUUCAAGCUAAGUGCACAAUGGAAGAGGGGGAGGACUUCCCACAGGGGGUAUGCGCCCAGCUGGGGGGAAGAACCGACAGGGGUGGAAACACCGACAGGGGUAGUAUCACCAACGGGGGUAGCAUCACCAACGGGGGGUACCAACUUAGGGAGAACAACAAUAACGGUAACAUAAUGGACGAUCCAAUUUUCUCCCAUUCGUUUGACAAGUAUGAUCAUUUCUCAGGAGACGACGGAUGUAAUGGAGAGCUCAUUCGGUUGGACACUCAAAGAGGAAGAACGUACGCAGGUGGUAACUUGACUUAUAUGUUCAACUCCUUUGUGGAUUCAAAAGAGGAGGAAAUUCGGACUGUAGCAGACCCAUGUUCCUCCUUUGGUGCUGCUCACGUCAGAGGUACUAACGGUGCACUAGGGACAGAGUCUAGUGAGGAGGUCCCCCAAUGUAGAGCAGAAGGACAUCCAAGACAAGGCCAUUUUGCUGUUGAGUUGUUAUACUCCUCUUCGACGUUUAGGAGUAACACCACGGAGGGGAACAACGACGGUGGAGAAGCGGUUGGUGAAGCGGUUGGAGAAGCGGUUGGAGAAGCGGUUAGAGAAACCGUUAGUGAAGCGGUUGACGGAGCAGCUGAUGGUGAAUCGCUUGAUGGUGGACGUAGCGACCCACUUGGAAGGAACGACGUCAUCGCAAAAACGCAGGCACGUCAUUACUCACCUGAACAUGUUCAUGCGGAGAGGAAGAAAAAAAGCAGCUCCUUCAUCUCGGAACACGACACCAGAAGUAAACAAAAGGGGGUGUUUUCCAUUUUUAGAAGUCGCAGCGCCCACAUGGUGAAGGAGCCUAGGAGAGACUGUCCGAGUGACCCAAAGCGAGACUGUCCGAUUAAGUCCGAUGAGACCACCCCCAUAUGCAACAACGAGAUGAAUAGGAAGAAGAAUCGAUCGAGCGGAGUGGCAUUAUUUAAAGGCAUCAGUUUAUCUGAACAAAUGGCGAGAGAGGGGGAGGGAGCUACAACCAAGGGGGAGAAGCAUGAGGACGGUGCUACCUGUACAGGGGAGAGGACCUCCGCGUUGGGUAAGCUCCCCAAAGGAUGUGUCAUCGCUGGUGCAGCUCUCCCAAAUGAGAAUGGCGAGAAAAAAAAAAUUUUUAAGAGCAAACUGUUGGAGGGGUUGAAAAGGCUGAUGGGGAGGAACGACGCCGGGGGUAGCGGCAACGGUGGGGGUAGCGGCAAUGGUGAGGAUGGCGGCAAUGGUGAGGAUAGCGGCAACGGUGGGGGUAGCGGCAACGGUGGGGGUAGCGGCAAUGGUGAGAAUAGCAGCAACCGUGAGAAUAGCCGCAAUGGUGAUGAUCCCCGAGUGGACCCAAACCGUAAGGGUGGACAAAGCGGAGAGGUCCCUCUCAACGGAGCGCGCAGAAGGCUAAACAGCUACCACGAGGAGGCCAUAGCGAGCGAAAAUAUUUACAGAAACAGGAGAAGCGCUUCCGUGAGUGGAACAAGUACAUGGAAAGAAAAAAUCAGGAGAACAGUGAUAUGCGACCGAAAUGGAGACGACCCUAUCCCACAUAACAAAUGCACACUUAACGUAAAAAGAAGUCAUCAGAUGAGGAGCGAAUCGGUUGGAAAGAUACCCCUAGGGGGGUCAACAGGACAUGCGUGCGAGAAGGAAGAAGCUAAGAGGAGGGAUGAGUUCAUAAAGGGAUGUCUCCUCUCAUUUAGUCAGGACAGGAGUGAACAUAAAAGAAAUGGAGCCCUUAUCAGUCAUGCGGAUAAUCUAGCGGACGACCAUUUUGAAUUCCCUAUCGAGUUAAGAGAUGUCAUUAGCUCCACCCCCAGCUGGAAUGAUAACUCCUCCUCCGGGGGGUCCUUCGGUUAUACUAAAAUUGGUUCUUCUGCAAGAAGGGACAAGGGCGACGAAUCGACGUUUGAAGGGAUGGAUCGUGUGGGCAAGUGUGGUGAGGAGAGCGGGAAGGAGCAUAUGGGGGUGGAGAAUCCCUACGUGUGUAACGGGGAGGAAAAGGCAAUGGAAGACCCGCAUUACGGUGAGGAAGAUGCUCACUUACGAUGCGACGGCGAAGCGAAAAAUGAAAAAAAAAAAAAAAAAAAAAACCCCCAACCAGGGGAGGAAGACGUCAUUACCGCGGCAGAGAAUGUGGACAAGAAAAAUUGUGCAGAGUCCGAUGACUCUGCUGAUUCGAAGCAGCUCCUGCACUCGAAGCAGAGUGUGCAAGUGACGGUACUAACCCCAGAGACGGCAAGGGGAGGGAGCACAUACGCAGAAAUAUGGAGCGAAGAUUGCGCCGGUUUUAAGCCUCGCCAAAUGGAGGAACGCACCAGCGAUAAUGAGGCCCUAAGUGGGGUGAAUGCCAAGCUGGUCAGCGAAAAUGGGGCCCUAAGUGGGGAGAACGCAAAGCUGGUCAGCGAUAAUGAGACCCUACUUGGGGAGAACGCAAAGCUGAGCAGCGAAAAUGAGGUCCUGUGUGGGGAGAAUGCCAAGCUGAGCAGCGAAAUGGACGAACUGAAAAGGGAGGAGGAAAAACAUCGGAGGGAAAACGGGCAGCUCCAGGAGGAACUGGCCCUACUUCGCAAAGAUGCGGCGGAGGAGAGGGAGAACUACCUCAUAGAGAUGGACCAACUUCGCAAAGACGCGGAGGAGGAGAGGGAGAACUACCUCACAGAGUUGGCCCAACUUCGCAAAGACGUAGCCGAGGCGAAGGAGGCCCUCGAGUUGGAACUAAACUUAAGGCAAAACCUACAGACUCAGGAGGAAGAACUCCGGAAGAAAUGCGAGCGACUCGAAAACGACAAGGAAGCCCUAACGACAGAAAAAAUGAACAACGUACUUAAUAUUAAUAACUUAAAGGAACAGCUGAACAGGCAAAGUAAAUCCAUGAAGGAUUUAACGAAAGAGUUAAGAGAGAGAGAGGAAGAAAUAGUGGUCUGCAAGGGAGAGCUAACCACGAUGGAGAAAGCACUUAGCGGAAUGAAAGAGGAAGUAGAACAGCUGAAUACCCAAAUUGAAAUCCACAUGCAAAAUGGAAAUACGAAUGGGAGGAGAGUAACCAUGUUGGAGGAAGAGCUGCAGAUGUAUAGGGAGUUAACAGAACGGCUGCAGUGUGCAGGGGAGAGUCGCUCCGGGGAGAGUCACCAUACAGGUGGAGAAAAGCAAAAUGGUGAUAAGCCCGAUGAUGGAGAGGCAACUCAAAGGAUGAACCCCACAGAUGAAGUACCCCAACGAAACAACGAUGUUGCAAUCGACUCGUCAAACGAAAAUGCAGAUGAAAAAAUCCAACAGAGUAACACCUUAAUUCAAAUGCUAAAAGGACUAAAGGGGAGAUUAAUCCAAAAUGGAGACGACAGUGAGGCAGAGAAGAAAAUUUCCGUUGAGGAUCACCAACUCGUAUGCGACGAGAUAGACACACUGGGGAUUGACGAGCUGAAGGGGAGGUGCAAAAACUUGGCAUGGCAGUGUACGCAGUUGGUUAUGCAACUCGAAAUAUGCGCUAAUGGUUGUGUGGAAGUGCCGACCAAUUUGGGGAGUAACCUAAGGAGUGGAGAGCAUGAUGGAGAGGAGAUCAACAAACAAGGUGACUCUCCAAGGAGUGCUGGAAAAGGCGCAGUUCCUACGGCAACCUGUUCAUAUGAAGCGUCGGCCAAAGGGGUCGCAAAACAGUUGGUGAUAUACUCGGUGGAGGAAUUUAAUUCCACUUAUAAAGAGAUCCUACGGAGGACGUCCGAAAUUGGUAAGCACGUAGAUGCAGUUAAGACGAAAAUUUGCAGCUUGCAGACGAAGAGUGGCUGCAGGGAGGAGAGUACAGACUAUUCCGACUGUCUCGUUUGGCUAAACUCCAUUUCUAUGGAGAUCCUUUUUAUUAAUAGGAGUGUCUCACUGAUCGAGGAGGUGGCGCAGGGGUCGGCCAGGGUGAACCCCCAGGGGGAUGACCAACCAGGUGGGCAGGCAGAUGGGAAGGCAGAUGGGCAGGCGGAUGGGAAGGCAUAUGGGCAGGCGGAUGCUCAGGGGGACGACCGACCGAGUGACCCCCUUAAUCCCCGCCGAGACGAUGCGCACAUCGCCGCUUCACCAAAGGAGCUACCCCUCUGUACGCAACUGACCAUCGAAAAGCUCCAAAAGGGAAGGAAUCACUCACAAGGAAUUGCAUUCAAAUUGGAGGAAGGGCUUCCCCCCCCCGAGAGGUACACUUUUGGCGAUGAAAAAUCGGAAGAUGCAAAUCACCUGACGUGUUCAGAAAAUUUUGUCACCUUUUUUGAAAUUUGUUUUUCAAGCGAUUUGUUUCUGAUCCUGUGUCAUGUGUGCAAGGGGAUCCUCGAGAUGAGCACGUGGGUGAGGAAAGGGGAGGAGGAGAACUGCCUUCGGGGGGUGCACGACUUGGUUAACUGCGUAGCUGAAAUGGAGAAUCUGUGCAGUGAAGGGGACGAUCAACGAGAGGAGCUGCAUGGCGACGGCAGAGAGGGUCCCCCCGGCAGAGGAGUCGGCAAUGAAUUCGCUAUUGGACCCGGCAGAGGGGUCAGCAAUGAAUUCGCUACUGGACCCGGCAGUGCCCCCUCCGGUAGACCUGACAGUGCCCCCGCCUGUGGACCCCCCAACGAGCUGUUCCACGUGUUGAGAAGGCACCUGCACAGAUUAGCCCACCUGAUGAAGAAGGACAACUGGGGGAAGCACGCACACGAAGUGAUGCAUGCACUGUGCACCCUCAGAAAUAUUGUGCGACUUAUUUUGUACACCUUUUUAAAAUUCCAUGGCCUUCACUCGUCAUUUGGUGGGACGCAUGUGACGGAUGGGAGGGAUGGACCCAAUGGGGAUCCGUUCCAUCUAGAUGAUGACCCACCUAAACGGUUCAGUACAACCCUGAUGGAAGGAGGGAGUCACUCGAAGGACACUCCACAUCGGUUGGUUAGUCCCCUUUGGGGAAUGGAGCCAUCCGGUAGAAGAAAUACCAAAGUGGGAUCCAAGUUAAGGAAAACUCACAGCAACGGGGAGGUACUCCCAAGUGAUACCGACGUGGAGGGGAUUUUGGCCGAUGUGAAUUUGGAUUACCUUGCCAAGCGGGUCGUAGAGCACAACUACAACGCGCACGUCGUUCCGUGUCUAAUUGCUCACUAUGCGGAUGAGGUCAUUCUGGAGAGGUCUCUCGCAGGAGGGGGCACCGGGAGCAGAAGCGGGAGCAGAAGCGGGAGUAGAAGCGGUAGCAGAAGCAGACGCGGCAGCAGGAGCAGACGCGACAGCAAGGACGAGUUUGCCACCCAGAUGAGCAACUACGCCAAGGGAAUCUGCAGAAGAAUGUCAGAACGCAUGAAGUGGAACGAGCUUAUCAUUAGUGGUGACUCCUUCGUAAGCUAUUUCGAUGAGGGUGCACUAAAGUCCAAGUUGCGAGGUAACCUCGUCAUGUAUAAAAAUAGAAAAAUAAACAUUGACACGGUGUACGAGUAUCUGGGGGUGCUUCUCCGUCGAAACGGUUCCAUUCGUGGAUGCGACAGCCUCUUCGGUGAGUACUUCAGAAGGCCACACUCGUCAGUUUUGAGGCAGUCACUCAGUUGUGAGGGAACUCCCCAUGUGAACAGUGCCUUAGAAAGUGCUUGCCUGUCCUACAGUGUGGUAUCACCCCGCAAUUUGCUCAGUUAUAACAGCGGGGUGCACACCAAAAGCGCAUCGUUCUCAGGGAAUGGGGAAAUACGAAUACACGGGAAGAAGGGUUCCUACUUUACAGACGCGUCCCCCCCCUUGAAGGAAUCUCCAAAUAUGCAGAAGCAAGACCAGCUCUGCGAUGACGAGGGAGGGUUAGAGUACCCAUUGAUACGUCUAGACAACGAAUGCGUGAGUGCUCUCUUUCACAUGUGGCAUGCCAUGGAAAAAAGAUUUUUUUUUAAGAUUGGCAAGAGGGGGGAAGGAACUGCGCAGGGAAACCCACCUCCUCGUGUGAAAGGAGAAGCAGCCCAAGAAGCGGCCCAAGAAGCGGCCCAAGAAGCGGCCAAAGAAGCGCCCCCAAGAAGCGGCCCAAGAAGCGGCCCAAGAAGCGGCCAAAGAAGCGGCCCAAGAAGCGGCCAAAGAAGCGGCCCAAGAAGCGGCCAAAGAAGCAGCCCAAGAAGCGGCCCAAGAAACAACCCAACACUGUCAUGCUAA